CUAUAUGAUUUCCUCAUGACACCAUAAAGACAGAACGUGUUUUACACUAACAACAGUCAGAACAAAGUAGCAGAGUAACAUGCGGAAAUUCCUCAAAAACAGGAAGAAAAAGUCAUUAGAGACUGGAGUGAGGCGGCGGUGGGAUCCCAGACAGACCGCCAGAACUGUGGCGAGAUCCCGGACAAACCACCAGAUAUGUGGAGUGAGGCGGCGGUGGGAUCCCAGACAGACCGUCCAAAAUGUGGAGUGAUGGUGGGAUCCCAGACAGUCUGUCCAAAAUGUGGAGUGAGGUGGUGGGAUCCCAGACAGACCGUCAAAUAUGUGAACUGGCAAUGGAAUCCCAGAUGGGCCUUCAUAAGUGUGGAGUGACACAGUGGUGGGAUCCCACAU
This is a messenger RNA of Staurois parvus, 390 nucleotides long. Lineage: Eukaryota; Metazoa; Chordata; Amphibia; Anura; Ranidae. The record is from the annotation of a GenBank genome assembly.